Messenger RNA from Dendroctonus ponderosae (mountain pine beetle), 3252 nucleotides. RefSeq names its product glutathione hydrolase 1 proenzyme. Gene Ontology annotation, molecular function: glutathione gamma-glutamate hydrolase. Gene Ontology annotation, biological process: glutathione catabolic process. Gene Ontology annotation, cellular component: plasma membrane. The transcript is spliced from 10 exons. The coding region runs from base 443 to 2158 and encodes 571 amino acids. Lineage: Eukaryota; Metazoa; Arthropoda; Insecta; Coleoptera; Curculionidae. The record is from RefSeq and is a predicted model, not a curated record.
UGUAUCUCUCUUUUCACUGUCAGUCCUUUGAUACCCACCGCACCGAAUGUUGGGUACCAGAUUCGACUCGGCGGUACGAUUUCGGAACCUUUCAUUGAAAAAUUUAAAUUCAAAACACACGUGAAUUAAAAUUACUAGUGCGACCUUUAAGUGGGUACUUUAUUGCAUUGUCAGAAGCGCCACAAUAGUUGUAGUAUUUAAAAUCCGUUUCAUACUGCAAAUUUAAUCUAAGUUACCUUGACAGUUGCCUUUGACCCAUAUCUGGUUCUAAUGGUUAAGCUCGACAAUUUUACCGUUCAACAAUUAUCGGCAUAAUUAUUGUGGCAAUUAUAUUAAAAUAUUUUGUUAAAAUUUUGAAAUUUUUUAGUACAAAUGAUGUAAACCUCGGUAAAAUAAAUAUUUAAAUUUACUAAUUACUCAGUGAUAUUAAGGUGCUGUAAAAAUGAGUUCCACAUUUUCAAAACGGAAAAUUGCGAUAUUUUUAGUAGCUGCUGCUGUGGUAAUAGCAUUGGCAGUAGGGUUGGUGUGGAUAUUUGCCAUAAAUAAGAGUGAAAAACUCAAGGGAGCAAUUGUAACUAAUGGACAUGGUUGUUCGGAUAUUGGAAAAUCCAUAUUUGAUCAUGGAGGAUCAGUAGCUGAUGUGGCGAUAGCCAGUCUGUUUUGCGAAGGAGUAUCUCUACCCCAAAGUAUGGGAUUGGGUGGUGGAUUUCUUUUAACCAUCUAUGACAGGGAGACCGGAAUCGUAAAGUCGCUAAACGCACGAGAAAAAGCACCGAAAGCUGCAAAUGAAACUAUGUUUGAUGGAAAUCCAUCAUCAUCCAAAUUCGGUGGACUAGCUGUGGCCGUACCAGGCGAACUAAAAGGUUACUGGUUCCUUUAUAAACAAUAUGGGUAUUUACCAUGGGCAGACCUUAUUCAACCCACCAUAGAUUUAUGCAAAAACGGUAUUUACGUCACGGAAUUUUUAGCAAGAACUUACUUAUCCAGGAAAGACACUUUAUAUGCUGAUCCUGUUUUAAGGGAUUCGUUUAUUAAUCCGGAAACAAAUACUACCUAUACAGAAGGGGAAUACGUAAAAAGACUGAGAUUAGCUAAAACAUUGGAAAUAAUUGCCACAGAAGGAGUAGAUGCACUUUAUAGCAAAAAUGGCUCAUUAAUUGAUGGAUUUGUCAAAGACAUUCAGGAUAAUGGUGGAAUCAUCACUGCAGAAGAUUUAAUAGAAUACGAACCUAUUUGGCAAGAGCCAAUUACCGCAUCGAUGAGUGAUGGGCAAACCCUGUACACCACUCCUUUGCCAGGAUCUGGCAGCGUUCUAACUUACAUACUCCAGAUCCUGGAUGGUUUCAUUGAUUUGAAUCAUUUAUACACAGGAGAAACUUUCCAAAGAAUCGUCGAAGCAUUCAAGUUUGGUUACGGAAGCAGAACCAAUUUGGGCGACGACAUGUACGAAAAUGUAACGAGUGUGGUAAAUGAUAUGGUAUCAAAAUCCUAUGCAGAACAAAUAAGAUCACUAAUAAAGGAUGACAGCACUAGCCAAAAUAGGUCUUAUUACGGUGCUUAUAGUGACAUAGUUGAAGAUCAUGGUACGGCUCAUAUUUCAAUACUCGCUCCAAAUGGGGACGCAAUAUCUGUUACAAGUACAAUCAACUUAGUAUUCGGAGCGGGUUUUGCUUCAAAUUCAACCGGGAUUAUUUUAAAUGACGAAAUGGACGACUUUUCCACUCCAAGCAGCACAUCACCAUCCCCGACCAAUUUUAUUAAACCCGGCAAACGGCCGUUAUCUUCCAUGGUUCCAUCAAUUAUCUUAAAGGACAAAGACGUAGUCUUAGUUGCUGGAGCUGCAGGCGGCACCAAAAUCACAACUGUUGUUGCUUCAGUCAUACUCAAACAUCUUUGGUAUAAUGUGGACCUUAAUGAGGCCAUAACAGAGAAAAGAGUGCACCAUCAACUCUCUCCCAUGACUGUCGAAUUUGAGGAAGGCUUUGACGAAGUGUAUCCAGAUAUUGUGAAAAAAUUGACAGAAAUUGGUCACGAAACCAAGUUCACUCCGACUUCGGAUGGGUUUUCGGCAGUCACAGCGGUCACCAAGAAAAACAAUACAUUACAAGGGGCUUUUGAUGACCGAAGGGGCGGCUAUGUAACAUUUGUUGAACGAUAAAUACACUUACUAUUGAAUAAUCGAACCAACAAGUUGUAACAAACAAGUUACAACAAUCUAAGUGUAAACAUCGUGAAUGGUGAGUGGAACAACGAUUCAAACGAUUGAAACAAAUAAAAAAUAAUGAGAUAGAAGCACCAACCAAAUUAAGUCAAUUUAUUCUACACUGAGCACUGAGACGAUAUUUUCUAUACUAUUCUACUGGUGCUGAAUUUACUAGGAUUUAAUCCAAAAUUGUUGCAACUAAAUUUGAAACCCUUUACCUUUCGUUUUAUUAAUUUACUCUAGAAUGACGAAGAAAAAGGAUUUUAGUAAGUCGACGCAAUUUUUAGUUCAGCUAGAUAUACUGAUUACAAGUAAUUUUGGAUAUAUUUCAGAUAUUUGCCUUGAUUGAAGGCAAUUAGAAUUAUUAAUAUUAAGAAAAUGGCUUGGGGUAUUGUAAUAAAGUAAUCCACAGUCACCUAUACAGUGCGAGUAAGACUAGACCGCAAUUUUUCACACUAGUUGUUAAAUUAGUUCCUAAAACACUGGCUUGGCGAUCAGCUCAAUGCUGCUAUUGAUUAUAAAGCAUAAAAUAUUUAUAUAAAAUAAUUAUCUAUGCGCAAGCGAUAUGCACUGGAUAUAAAAGUGUCAAAUUGUAAUGUUGUUUCGGAUUUACAUUAUUUUUUCUUGCAUCGUCUCGUUCUUGUAACGUAGCACAAAAACCCUACUGUUCGCUGCUUUGUUUACAUUUAGCAAAUUUAUUUUAUCAUUUAUAGUUUUAAUAAACUCGUGAUAUUUAUUUAUUAGAAGAAAUAGUUAGUUAUUUACCAAGUUAGUAAACUUUAAGCUAAACAUAAUUUUAAAUAUAUUUUAGAAUUAGAGCGAGAUUGACGCUUGUUAGGUUUAGAGUCGUGGCUUUAUUUAAAAUGAUUCAUACUAUUUUCCUAUUAUGUGUAAUUUUAGUAACAAGAGCUACAUCUAAUUCUAUAUUAAGCACAAAUCGAUUUUAUGAAAGAAUUGUUACAUUAUCUUAAUAAGUGUUUUUGAAAUGCGUAAUUUGAACCACGUGAAUCACUGAAAACAUCAGCAAAUAUUAAAAAAUAUUGAACCAA